This is a messenger RNA of Rhincodon typus (whale shark), 2005 nucleotides long. It is a transcript of the gene ulk1b, whose product is annotated as unc-51 like autophagy activating kinase 1. The record is from RefSeq and is a predicted model, not a curated record. The transcript is spliced from 13 exons. Gene Ontology annotation, molecular function: protein serine/threonine kinase activity. Gene Ontology annotation, cellular component: autophagosome; cytoplasm. Gene Ontology annotation, biological process: axon extension; autophagy; peptidyl-serine phosphorylation. The coding region runs from base 1 to 1866 and encodes 621 amino acids. NCBI's taxonomy places the organism in Eukaryota, Metazoa, Chordata, Chondrichthyes, Orectolobiformes, Rhincodontidae.
AUGCCCUUUAGCCGGCCGAGCCAGGAAUCCAUCAGCAGCUGCAGAGACACCAUCCCUAUCCCUGUGCCUACGCAGAUUCUCAAUUACCAGCGAAUCGAGCAGAACCUCCAGUCUCCAAAGCCCUGCAGCUCUCCAAGGCUUGGGAGGGUUCGAAGGCCAGGCAGUACCAGCCCCUUGGGUUUCAACAGAACAGGGCCGUCCCCUCCAUGCCCUGGAGAACAGGCAUCGAACCCAUUUCGAAGGUCAUCUUCCGGAAGCUUGAAACCUUUCUCGCUAUCACCACAAGUUGGCACAAUCCCUGAGCAGUUGGAUCAUUUUGUCAGUGCCACUCCUAUUGGAUCAGAGACACGGGUCAGACACACAUUGCCAGGCCUUUUCCUGACAGAGCCACACCAGCACAGAUUGGGUUCCAGAUUGCACAGCGCUCCUAAUCUCUCAGACACACACCAAUGUCAGCACAAAAUGAGGAAACAAUACACUGAGCCAGUGGUGACCUGUAUACCGCAAAACCAGCCCCUGCAGCCUUGCAGGCAGAUGAGGUCCUCUCCUAAACUCUCGGAAUUAAUUCAGCGAAGCCCUCUCCCAACCAUCGUGGGUUCUCCAACAAAGGUUCCGUCUCUUUUCGAAUUCUCUGAGACACCUGGCUCUCCUAACCUAGUCACACUGCUCACUCACCAGGGCCUCUCACUAGCCUCAGCUCGUAACAGGACAGUGCCAACCCUGAGCCCCCUCCAGAACCAGCACAUCAACGUCGGAUUGAAACCUGUCGAUGAGAUCAAGGAACCAUUUGGCAGGUCACUCAGUGCUGGCAAACUGUCUGAUCUACUACUGAAGGCAGCAUUUGGGGGACCCACUUUGGACCCUGUCAGCAACGAUAGCCUAAACACAGAGAAACCAAUGGAUAUAACAGCUGCAGGCCCUCCCAGAGGCUGGGUCUCCUCAGGGACAGGGACAGCUUUCUCCAGCAGCCCAGCCCCUGUGGUUUUCACUGUUGGGUCUCCUCCCAGUGACACCUCACCGAGCUCUGGCAGAACGAGAAUGUUUUCAGUCGGCUCCUCCAGUUCAAUAAGCUCGGUGGGCUCCAGCAGUAGUCGGGUGUUCCAGUGUUCACCAGCAGGAGCCAGCACGGAGUCCCCUCCUGCAGCGUAUGAGGGACCCUUGAGUCUCCGGUACAUGUACCCUGACACCAUCGCGACGAACAUUGAGGCAAUGGUGACCUUCGAAGCACCAGAACUACCAGAAGAAACACUUAUGGAGCAGGAACACACCGAGAUACUCAAGAACCUACGGUUCACCCUGGUCUUUGUCCACUGUGUGAUGGAGAUUGCUUCGGCUAAGGGUAACCCCUUCGAGAUGGUCUGCAGCUCGGUGAACUCAGCCAACCAGCUACAGGAGAGCGUGGUCGCUGAUCAGAUUAGUCUGCUCAGCAAAGAGUGGAGCUAUGCGGAGCAGUUGGUUCUCUAUAUGAAGGUGACAGAGCUCCUGGCAUCAGCUUUACACAUGAGCAAGAACCAGAUCAAGCUAGGCAAGCUGUGCCCAUCAUCGACUGUCAAACAAGUGGUGAAGAAGCUGAACGAGCACUACAAAUCCUGUGUGUUUCACUGUCGCUGUCUCACAGACAGACUCCAACGCUUUUUCAUUCAUAAACAACGGCUCAUGGACAGAAUUAACAGCAUCACUGCAGCGAAGCUGAUUUACAGUCACACUGUGCAGAUGGUGCAGUCCACAGCAUUGGAUGAGAUGUUCCAGCAGGGAGAGGACUGUAUCCAGCGCUACCACAAGGCACUGCUGCUAAUGGAGGGUCUCUCCCAGAUAAUCACGGAGCAGGAAGACGUGGACAACAUCAGCAAGUGUAAGAGUCUUUAAUUAAAUCAUUAUAUUCCAGAGAACAGGCUCAGAGAGCGGGCAAAGAGGUAGCAGGUAGAAUACAACAUGGGAAAGUGUGAGGUCAUUCACUUUGGUAGGAAAAAGAGAGGCGUGGAAUAUUUUCAAAAUGGGGGAAGGC